UUCUGACUGAUGACGAGUGUCGGUGGUGACUAGAGAUAAACAAAUGGAUGGGGAAACCGUAGGGAAUUUGUAUCAUGGCAACAGAUGAGGAUGGACUGGGACUAUUUGAUAACUGUUACAAUGUUGAAGCUUCUCCCUUUAAGGAAGAUGAUGAGAGCUCAGUGGAUAUUUAUGAUGGCUUGGACAAUGGUUUAACAGUUCCUGACAAUUCUGCUCCAAGUUCUACACCCACUGGAAAUAGUUUAAACUUAUUUGAUGAGAUAUUAAUUGAAGAAGGAACUGCAAAGGAAGCAUCCUACAAUGAGUUGCGGACAGAGUAUGGAAAAUGUCAACAGCAAAUCAAAGAGCUGAUGAAGAAAUUUAAGGAAAUACAGGCACAGAAUGUCAUUCUACAAAAUGAAAACCAAGCUCUUAAAAAGAAUAUUUCAGCACUUAUCAAAACAGCAAGAGUGGAAAUUAACCGUAAGGAUGAAGAAAUCAGUAACCUCCAUCAGAGGCUAACAGAAUUGCGCAGUCGUCGAAGUAGCUUCACCAGAACAUACCUUCCAGGAUCAACUAAUGGAAGGUGCUUUGAGAUAUGUAAAACAAAAGACGCCAAAAGACCCCCUUCUGAUUUAGGUGACAGUAUAAAGAUGGAUCAUAGAAUGAAAAAUGACUGUACAAAAGAUCCACAUCACAGUUACUCAUCCCAUACUAUGGAAAAUGGGAUGUCUAACUCAGGAAAAAGGAGCAGUCCACAUUCACUGAGAUACCCUCCUGAAGAGGUCUGCAAUGAUGGUACUCAUGCAUGUCUACUAAAUUAUGACCACUGUUCCAACAAGGAUAACAGGAAGGAAAGAAAAGAAAUGAAAAGUGAUGAACAGUAUAGCAAGGGAAAUGUCAACAAAUACAAAAGAGAAAUACAUCAGAGCACCGCUAACAAUAUCGAUAGCGAAGAGGGGAAUUCAGAUCCUCAUCAAAAGCUGAAAACCCUGUCAGAGAAGGCUAGUAAAACUGAGUUGCAACAAAAAAGUCAGAGCACGAAACUGAAGUGUAGUCCGAGUGUAGAGAGGAGGGCAGAAAGGGGUAUUUCUUCCUGGGAGAAACAAGCUACCGGUAAGGAGAGGUUUCAGACAAGAGGUGAGUUGUAUGCUGAUGAAAGGUCACAAAAUGUGACUAAAAAAGACAUUAAAACACAUGAUAAAGAUGAAAAAAACUCUGGACAAAAAAAUAAACCAAAUGAAAAACUACAGGAGCAACCAAGGAGGUCUGGUAGGGUCGGUAGUCCACACUCAAAGAAUGAACAUUCAAAGAACCUACAUGAAUCACGUAAGUGUCGUGUGGAAGAUUCUAGAAAAGGAAGAGACGUUGACUGCAGGAGAGAAAGAGGAACAAAUGAUCAUACUUCUCGAGAAGGAAGGUCUUCACCUUCUAGUUCCAGCAGUAGAGAGCAUAAAUACACGCGCUCCAAGGAAAGUAGUAGUAGAUAUGAAUGGGAAACAGCACAUUCCAAAUCAGAGAGACAUAGAACUGAAGAAAAAAGGAAAAGAGAAAGAGAGAGUCAGGAUGAAAAUAGACAUUCUAGGAAUGAAAGGAAAGUUACAAAAGAGAUUUCUCACCAAUCUGCAAAAGACUAUAAGAAAGGUACAGAUAUUACAAAAGGUGAGAGAAACAAGUCACAUAAGCCCGAAGAAGCAUCCAGAGUAGCAGAUGGUUUAAAGGACCAUAAACCUCCAAAAACUAAAGAUGAUCAAACUGGGGUAAAAAGCAAAGACUUAAAGCUCAGCUUUAUGGAGAAGCUAAAUUUAACUCUUUCUCCUGCUAAAAAACAAUGUCUGUCUCCAACUGAUGGGCUUGAAACGCCUUCCCAAAAGGCCGCUGAUGAAGGAAGUACAGAGCUUGCAACGCAGACAAAAAUACUAGAUUCUGCCCACCUUGUUAAUUGUGGUCCUGCAGAGCAAGCUAAUUCACAGUUAGAAGUUCUGGACAGCGCAGCUCAGAUCAACCUGGAACCGGCAAUGCCUCCUUCUGUGAAUUCUGAUGUUGAAGCCUUGAAAGUAGCAGCAGCUGGUCCAGCACAGUCUGAAGCCUCGCUUGCAGUGGCAGCUGAUGAUGUGAGCUCAGAAACCUUACCAGAAGCAGUAAUGGGUCAGUUACAGCCCCAGGCCUUGCCAGGAGCAGCAGAGGUACUGGUUCCUGAUGAAGUGCAGGCUGAAACUUCGUCUGCAGCAGCAGAGGCUCCUGCCUUGGUCGAAUCUGAAGCCUCAGCAGCAGCAGUGGCAGCAGUGGAUCUGGAUCACCCAGAAGCUUUGCCUCUGGAAGUGGUAGGGAGCAUUGCACAGUGUGAAAAUUCACGUGUGGUAGUGGGGGUGAUGCAGGAUGGUGAUGAGCCGGCAGUAGAAGUGGCGCAAUCUGAAUCUGCCAGUGAAAGUCUGAGGGCCCUUCCUCAGUCUGGGACAGAGAAGGAAGAGGAAGAUAAAAUGUGGGUAGCUGCGGAUGUAGAAAUCACAGAGGACCAACAUAGCUCUCAAAACCUUGCCGUAGAUGACUCAGAGGCCAGAAGUUCUGGUGACCUGGAGUCCUGUGGUGUUGCUGACGGCAUUAGGGAGACAAAACUAGACUGCUUAAUGGAAGUAGUGAAGGACAGUGAUCAUUUGGCUGCAGAGAAUGUUGAGUGUUCUGUUGAGAAACCGGAUAUCUGCAAAGUUAAUAUGAAUCCAUCUCAGUCACCUGAGAGAACUGUAUUAACUGAUAAGGAAGUACCAAUAGUUGACCGGAAUGCCUGUAGUCUGGAGCCAGACUUACCUGAAGUCACUACGACAGCAUCUUCUCUUAGUGGUGAGACGUAUCCUAGAACUAAAGACAGAGAAACUAACAGCAUUCCUGUUGAUGAUGACAGUUCAAUACUAAGCAUUGAUCUCAAUCACUUGAGAUAUAUUCCGAAGGCUAUCAGCCCACUGAACAGUCCAAUGCGUCCUUUGGCUAAAGCACUUAGGAUGGAAAGUCCCUGCAAAAGUCUUGUGAAGAGUUACAACAAAGAUUUAAUUCCUGAAAGUACGAUUGUCGUCUGUCCCUCAAAGAAUUUGUCAAAGGAGGUAAAUAAAGAAAAUCAAAAGCCAGGUAGCAUGUCUGGAAAACACCUAGAGAUGGAUUCCCAGCUGAGCAUCUCUUCAGAUGAAAUAGAAGAAGGAGAAAUUAUAAGUAGUGACGAUGAUGAUGAAGAAAAAUCUAAACCAGAAAGAACCUCUGAAAAUACAAAAAAAUCAGGACCAAGAUCUUCUCCUGAAAAACGAAAUUUGACCAGCAAUCCUCAUAAUCAAAAGAGCAAAACUGUGUGUUGCAAUGAAGAUAAUGGAAAGUUUAUUUCUGUGAAAUUAAGUACAAAGAAGAACAGAGAGAGACAUAAAAACCAGACUUUCAGAUCUUCAAAGGAGAUGAAGAAAAAUAAAACCGUGAGCAUUGCUUGUCUUGAAAAAAUAGUUCAAAUUGUUGUUGAACCUUCAACUGUACAAGAAAUUAUGCAAAUGCUAAGAGCUGUACGAAAGCAGGUGAGGAAAAAUUAUAUGAAGUUCAAGGUACACUUCCCAGUUCAGCAUUUUCACAGAAUUAUAGAAUCUGCCAUCAUAAAUUUCACGUCAUUAAUAAAAUACUUGAACUUUUCCAAGAUGUCUACAUUAAAUGAGACUUUAAAAUUGAAUCUCUGUGAUACUAUAGAGUCUAAACUUAAGCAAGUUAAAAAGAAUGCCAUAGUGGAUCAUCUUUUCGAACAACAAGUAUCAGAUAGGAAAAAACAGUUAUGGAAAUUUGUAGAAGAGCAGCUUGAUUACUUAUUUGAAAAGAUACGGAGAAUUUUAGUAAAACUAUGUGAUGCAGUAAAUGUGGGAAAUGAGAGCGAGGAAGGGAAGUUUGAAAGAACGGGAAAACAAAAACACAAAAUCAGUCACAAAAAUGAUGUUCAAAGAUCUCGAAAAAAGUCUCUGAAAGCCAGAUCUCAAAGGACUGAAGAAUAUAUCCUUUCUAAGCCAAUUGUGGAUUAUCAACCACCAAAAAAGUGUCACCAUGAGAAAAAUAAAACUGAUGCACCAAAAACUACCUUUACAAAAUGUCUUAACUCCAUUGAUAACACAAGAAUUUCCCAAACCAAAGUGCAGCCCUCUGAGGAGAAUAAUAUACAAGGCACUCUCACUCCAUUGAAAGGUAUAAGACAUGAAAAGGAAGGAUUUCAGCUAUCCAAAGAUGCUAACAAGUCUGAUGUUAGUUAUGAUCUUCUCACAGAACAACAAGCAUCCAGUCUUACAUUUAAUCUUGUGAGUGAUGCUCAGAUGGGUGAAAUUUUCAAAAGUUUGUUGCAAGGUUCUGAUCUCUUGGAAAAAAGUGGUGGCAAUAUUGACAGACAUGAUUGGGAAUUCAGGACACCAGAAAAACAGCUUUUAGAAAGUCAGAAAUGCAGAAGUAAUAAUGCUGGAUUAAUGCAAGAGACUGCUCCAAAGGAUGCUUGUGUGGCAUCUCGACCAGUAGAGGAUAUUAACUGGCCUGUUGUUUCACCUAUAAGAGCUACCUCUUUAUCGUCUAGGCUUCAAAUGUCAGUUGAUCCAAAUGUACUAGAUGAAAGCUGUAUGUUUGAGGUUCCUACAAGUGCAACUUCAUGCAAAGAAGAUGAGUGCAGUUUACAGAAGAAUAAAUCCUUUGUUUCUUCUAUUCUCCUUGAAGAUUUGGCUGUUUCUUUAACUAUUCCAUCACCUUUGAAAUCAGAUGCUCAUCUCAGCUUCCUAAAACCUGAGAAUAAUUCUGGUUCAACUCCUGAGGGUGUACUUAGCGCACAUUACAGUGAAGAUGCGCUCCUCGAAGAGGAGGAUGCCACUGAGCAAGACAUCCAUUUGGCUUUAGAAUCUGAUAACUCAAGUAGUAGAUCAAGUUGUUCUUCAUCAUGGACAAGUCGGCCUGUUGCUCCCGGUUUUCAGUGUCGCCCCAGCCCACCAAUGCAAGCAGUAAUCAUGGAGAAAUCCAAUGACCAUUUUAUUGUAAAGAUUAGGCGUGCAGUGCCAUGUACCUCCCAAGCAUCUGAUCAGAUGGCCUUAGUGAAGGAGGCACGGGCAUCCUCAACCAAGAAUGAAAAUGAAGUAAUGAGAGGUGGUGAAAAAGAAAGGGACAGUCAGUGUGUCAUGGGAGCCACUGUGCAAGAAACUCUCAAGCCAGAUCUCGUGAAGACUGAUGAGUUGCAUUACGUCAGCCCUGGACAAGAACAAAGUCGUGCCUCACCUCAGCCUCUGAAGGAGUCGCCUAACAGUACUAGAAAGGAAGAAGCUACUGGUUUGCUUGGGCCCUGUAGAAAAUCUGCAAACAAAAAUAGCCAUGAUACCGAAAGCCCAAAUGAAGACUGUGAACACUCUCAGACACGCGAAUUGAAAGUACCUGAAAACGUGAACGAAAUUGCUCUCAGACCUGAAGCUUCUUUUUCCAUUGGACGCAGCGUGGAGUCAGACAUAGACUUAACAGAUGAUAUUGUUAAUGAGAAUUCAUGUCUUGCAGUACAAUCCCCUGCUGAUAAUAGGAGUCAGGAAACUCCUGCCGAAAACUCAGAAAUCAGUGAUAAGAAGGAAGAACUGGAAGAGUGCUCUGUUGAUGCAUUUAUAGACUUAACAGAAGAGCUUUCUAAUGAGAUUGUGGCAGGUGAAGGUAAUCUUGAAAUAAAAUCCACUUCAGAUACUGCUGUAGGAUGCCAAAUAAAUAUGGAUGAUAAAACUAGUAAAAAAAGGAAAAAAGACACAGUAGUAGACAAUUCUAACUCAAAAAGACAACGGAAAGAAAGCGAAUCAGUGGGUGAAAGGAAUGAUGGACGUGAUGUGAUAUCCGAAGAGAUGAAUUCAGUACCCAAACCAUCUUCCAGUAAGAAGAAUGAGUUGCCUCAGAACAAAGACUCUUCUCUGUCAGUUUCAUCUGCAUCUUCACCUAGUCUGUAUGCCAAAAACAUCGUUAAGAAGAAAGGAGAAGUAGUAGUUUCCUGGACAAGAAACGAUGACCGAGAAAUCUUACUGGAGUGUCAGAGAAAAGGACCUUCCAGCAAAACUUUUGUUGCCUUAGCCACUAGACUGAACAAAAGCCCAAAUCAGGUUUCAGAAAGAUUCAAGCAGUUAAUGAAGCUUUUCAAGAAAUCCAAGUGCAAGUGAACUUACCACCAAGCUGCUUUGUGGUUACAGGGUUUUUAGCUGUUAUCAGCAGUGAUGGAGUACAACCACUGCAUUCAUAUAGUGGGACUAGUGGAGGUGUCCAAGUCAGAAAAUUUAGUUCAGUAAAUCUAGUGCACUAUUAAUUAGUUGUUUACUUCCCUGUCCAUGUUUCCACUGAAAUGCUUUAUUCUGGCUCAGAUAGCAAGAGAAUAACACAGAGUAAGCUACAAACUAGCUGAGAAAGAAUGUGCAGAUACAAAUGGGGAGGUAUCAUUUUAAGGUGGUGAAUCUUCUGUUGGUUAAAUGUAUUCUAUAAGCAUGGAUGAGCGUGCACUCUAGUGAAAAUGAUGGCUCUUGCUUAACUUGUCAGAGGUACAGUAUAUGGUGAUGUGGAAUGGUAAUUGAAAAAAUAGAACUUCUUGGAAGGUAGUUGGUGGGUAAUCCUAGUUGGUAGAUAAUCCUAGGAAAUUACAAAUACAUCAUCUUGGUUAUGCUGAAACGUGGGAAUUGGUACUUUGAGAAGAUAGGCCUUCUUUUAAAUAGGACAGUGCAAAGAUAGCAAUAAUUUGAAAAGCUGCUUACCUAGUAAUUGGAUUAUGAUGGUAAGGAAUAGGUGGGUCUUUGCUGCUUUGUCAGCUGCUCAUAGUCUGCUUCGAGGAGGGAAUCUAGCAAUGUAUGUAGGGUUUGCCUUCAACUUUAAGCAUGUUCUCUAAGCCACUUCUUCAUUACUCCAGUGUUCAGUGGAAAGAAAUGAAUUAAUUCCUCUCUGAGGGUGCCCAUCUCUCUCCAUUGACAAUGGAGAGUGCCUAAACAAUUGGUGUCGAUUAGACCCCUAAUUUACAGAUUUUUAAAGUCAGGUAAAGAGACUCCUGCCUCUGAGAGAGGGAAGCCAGUUAUUAACGCAGUGACAAGUUUUUCAGAUUCUUUUAAAUAGCGAAACGCAGUGAUAAGGAGCAUUCAUUUACCAAGGACUGUCUUGUAGUUGAAAGUAUUUUACAGUUUUGAUGAUAUUUAAGCAAACUUAGUGUUGAAUUUUGCACAGCUGAUUAACUCUUCUUUCAGAAGAAAAUGUAUAGGAAUUUUUUUUUUCAAAAAUAGUUUUUGCUUUGGAAAGGGAUAAGAUAUUCAUCUUCCCCAAAUUACAUUUGGAAAAGGCACUUAAGUUUAUUGAGCUUAGCCUGAGCUAAAGUGACUUGACUGGCCUUCUACAUAGUGAACAUUCUGUUUUGUUUCCCAAAAAAAAAAAAAUCAGCAAGCCAUUUUCUUUUCAGGAGUUUGGAAAUAGACCCUUACAGUUCUAUAACAUGUGACUUUAUGCUUACUAACCAAAAGACAAACUUUUUUGUAAAAGCAAGCAUAUUCAGAAGCCUAAAUGACUUGUUUUGACAGCAGUGUAUCUAUCUUUACAAAUUUGAUGCAUCAGAAAUUCAUGACAUGUUUUAUUUAAAAAAGAACUUAGAAAUGCUUCCAAUUUAUCUAGUAGGUAC
Molecule: messenger RNA, 7633 nt
Organism: Struthio camelus australis
Lineage: Eukaryota; Metazoa; Chordata; Aves; Struthioniformes; Struthionidae
Gene: CASP8AP2
Product: caspase 8 associated protein 2
Biological process (GO): extrinsic apoptotic signaling pathway via death domain receptors; Fas signaling pathway
Cellular component (GO): PML body; mitochondrion
Molecular function (GO): transcription corepressor activity
Source: RefSeq, a predicted model, not a curated record